Lodderomyces pseudojiufengensis is the source of this 1545-nucleotide messenger RNA. RefSeq lists its product as uncharacterized. The record is from RefSeq and is a predicted model, not a curated record. Bases 1 to 1545 code for a protein of 514 amino acids. Gene Ontology annotation, molecular function: transmembrane transporter activity. Gene Ontology annotation, cellular component: fungal-type vacuole membrane. NCBI's taxonomy places the organism in Eukaryota, Fungi, Ascomycota, Pichiomycetes, Serinales, Debaryomycetaceae. Gene Ontology annotation, biological process: transmembrane transport. The transcript has a single exon.
AUGUCAGCUAUUGAAAAUUUAAAAAUUAAUUCAGCUAAUGUAAUUCAAUCAAGAUCAAAAAUUGAUCAACAAGAUACUCAGUCAAAGUCAAUUCCAUUACGAGAUUUACCAUCUGAUUUAAGUUCUGUCAAUUCCAAUUAUCAGAAUCAUCAUACAAGAUCAGAAUAUGAUAUUAAUACAUCAUCAUCAAAUGAAACCAUACAAACUGAAGUAUUAAAUUCAAAUAUAGAAAAUACAAUAGACCAAGAGGAAGAAGAAGAAGAAGAAGAAGAUCAUCAAUUACAUCCAGAUAAUUAUCCAGAUGGUGGAUUAAAAGCAUAUCUAGUAAUAUUAGGUUCAUUCCUAGGUUGUAUAGUAAGUUUAGGUAUAAUGAAUUCAGUAGGAGCAAUACAAGCAUAUGUUUCAAAUAAUAUUUUAUCACUGUAUUCAGAAAGUUCAAUUUCUUGGAUUUUUUCAAUUUAUUAUUUUUUAAGUUAUGCAAUUGCAUUAAUUAGUGGGCCAAUAUUUGAUAAAAAUGGAAGUUUUUGGUUAAAUUUAGGUUUUACUAUAUUUGUAUUUUUAGGGUUAAUUGGAAUUGCAAAUUCGCAAAAGAUUUAUCAAUUUAUUUUAGGUUUUAUAAGUUUAGGAAUUGGUACUGGAAUUGGAAUGGUUCCUUUAAUUUCUGUUGUAAGUCAUUAUUUUUUUUAUAAAAGAGGUAUGGCUGUUGCUAUUGCUAUGAGUGGUGGUAGUGUUGGAGGUUUAGCUUUUCCUUUAUUAUUAAGAAAAUUAUAUUCAUCUGUUGGGUUUGUAUGGGCUAUUAGAAUCUUGGCUUUCAUUUGUUUAGGUUGUAUGAUAUUAUCUACUUUAUUAGUUAAAGAAAGAUUUAGAAGACAUAGUAAAAAAAGUAAAGCUAUGAAAUGUACAGAAACUAUUAAAUAUGAAAAUAAUUUUAAAAAAAUUAAAAAUGGAUUUAUUGAAUUUAUAAAAAUUAAAGAUCGUACAUUUGUAUUUGUUUUAUUAGGUGGAUUUUUUAGUGAGUUUUCAUUAGUCUUGAUGAUUACUUAUUAUGCAAGUUAUGCAAUAGAUAAAGGUUUUAAUGAAUCAAAUGCUUUAUUAUUAUUAACUAUAUGGAAUGCUACAGGAAUAGCAGGUAGAUGUAUACCAGGUAUUUUAAGUGAUUAUUUAGGUAGAUUUAAUGUUAAUGUUAUAAUGGUUUCAAUUUGGGUUUUAAGUGUUUUGGUUCUUUUAUUACCAUUUGGUAAUAAUCAUAAUGUAUUAUGGGCAUUUGCAGCAAUAGGAGGAACUUCAUCAGCUUGUAUAUUAACUUUAUUACCUGCUUGUUUAUCACAAAUUACUCCCACAAAGCAAUUAGGUCAAAGAUAUGGUAUUAUAAAUUUUUAUUUAUCAUUAGCUAAUUUAUUUGGUGUACCAAUUGCUGCUACUAUAUUAGAUACAAGUUAUGAUAAUUUGAUUAUUUUUACUGGGGUAUUAGCUGUCACUGGUGCUUCAUUUUGGACAUUUUCAAGAAUAUCUAUUGUAGGAACAAAAUUAAAUGUAAAAGUAUAA